This is a messenger RNA of Drosophila simulans, 4482 nucleotides long. RefSeq lists its product as uncharacterized. The transcript is spliced from 5 exons. The record is from RefSeq and is a predicted model, not a curated record. Gene Ontology annotation, biological process: proteolysis; DNA integration. NCBI's taxonomy places the organism in Eukaryota, Metazoa, Arthropoda, Insecta, Diptera, Drosophilidae. Gene Ontology annotation, molecular function: nucleic acid binding; aspartic-type endopeptidase activity. Bases 1 to 4482 code for a protein of 1493 amino acids.
AUGAGGCCAGACAUUCUGCAAUCUGAAGUUGCCGGCCUAGAGAUGGUACUUCAAAGAAGUUGGAACAGUCAAAGUUCCAACUACGACGUGCCAGAAUCCCAAAAUGGACCUCCAACUUUCAUGAGCCUUCCGAGUGCUAUAAAUUCAAAUAUCGGCACAGUGCGGAAAAUUGCCGAUGGUGCAGACGAAGUUAUUCGUGGUCUACGAGCUCUUAAUUGCGAAGAGAGGGAUCCCUGGCUAAUUUUCAUUUUACUUUCAAAAUUAGAUAGCGAUACCCGCCAAGCCUGGGCUCAGUGCGCAGAAUCCGAGGAAAAAGGUGUGACCAUCAACCGAUUCUUGAAAUUUCUCACAUCACGCUGCGAUACGUUGGAGGCUUUUGAAUUAACUCGAUCAACCCAAGCUCGACGCGCAGCUACCACGCACCACGCAGACACGCAUCCAAGACGGGAAGAGCCGAAGUGCACAUCGUGCCAGCAGAAUCACCAACUGUUUAAGUGUCCUCAAUUCAUCGCACUCGACAUUGCAUCUCGCCGAGACUUCCUCAAAUCAAGAAAGCUCUGUUUCAAUUGCCUCAGCCCGGCUCAUAUGGUGGGCAACUGUACAUCGAGGCAUACUUGUCGGAUCUGCCGCCGCAAGCAUCAUACUUUGGUUCAUGGCUCGUCGCAGCCAAUUCAAAAUGGCAACAACAUUGACACAGCAAGUGUUGACAGCCGCGAUCGACCAGCAGUCUCACAUGCGGGAUCUACAAUUGGCCACAAUCAACCGCUAGCUCGAGAAGGUCAUCGCUUGGGAAGCGAGACUCCCGCGGAAAACAACUUUACGCAUCAUACUCUGGAGAAUAUUCCGGCGGCUGGUUCUCAGACUCUGUUGCCAACCAUCCUUGCUGACGUCAUCGACGCCUGGGGAAACACUACAACCUGCAGGCUGCUCCUGGACACUGGAUCUACAAUAACCUUGGCAUCGGAAUCAUUUGUUCAGCGAAUAGGCGUGCGUCGAACGCACGCACGGAUUUCUAUUCUCGGUCUCGCCGCCAACAGCGCGGGCGUUACCCGAGGACGCGCACAUAUCAAGCUGCGCUCUCGUCAUUCGGGCCAAACUGUCGAAUUGGUCUCGUUCAUUCUCACCUCGCUGACGUCAUCACUUCCUGCCCAAGUUAUUGACACCUCAUCCUCUACGUGGAGGCAAAUCUGCGAGCUUCCUUUGGCAGACCCAACGUUCUGCACACCUGGAGCAAUCGAUGUCAUUGUUGGAUCGGAUCAACUUUGGUCUCUAUACACAGGAGAUCGGAAACACUUUGGUAACGACUUUCCUAUCGCUCUCAAUACUGACGCCAGCGAUCCCACAGAGCGUCAUUUUGCUGCCACACACAAGCGCUCGACGGACGGGGUGUACGUCGUCGAGUAUCCCUUCAAGGAGAAGGCACCGCCUAUUGAUUCGACCUUGCAACAGGCCAUCAAUCGCUUCUUCUCGCUGGAACGCAAAUUUCGUCGGUAUCCAGAAUUGAAGCAGCAGUACGAAGCUUUCCUGGACGACUACUUGCAACGUGGACAUAUGGAACAACUGACCUCGGCUCAGGUUGAAGAGUCCCCAGACACCUGCUUCUAUUUGCCGCACCACGCUGUCAUCAAACUGGACAGUCUGACUACCAAAUGUCGUGUAGUUUUUGAUGGAUCAGGAAAGGACAGCUCUGGAGUAUCGCUCAAUGACAGACUACAUAUUGGUCCACCGAUUCAACGCGAUCUUUUUGGCGUUUGUCUACGCUUCCGGCAGCACCAAUAUGUUUUAUGUGCAGAUGUCGAAAAGAUGUUUCGAGGCAUUAAAGUCUUUAAGCCACACACCAAUUUUCAGCGCAUUGUUUGGCGCACGACUGAGAAUGAACCUCUGCUUCAUUUUCGCCUGCUGACGGUUACCUACGGAUUGGCACCGUCACCAUUUCUGGCUGUUCGAGUUCUAAAGCAACUUGCCGACGAUCAUGGCCAUGAAUACCCUGCAGCAGCUCACGCUCUUCUGCACGAUGCCUAUGUGGACGAUAUCCCUACAGGCGCCAACACAUUCGAGGAGCUUAUGAUUCUCAAGGACGAGCUUAUAGCCCUCUUGGAUAAGGGAAAAUUCAAGCUACGCAAAUGGAGCUCUAAUACUCCUCAACAAAUCAGCUGCGGAUUCACCUGUCAAAGUUCUUGGUAUCCAAUGGAACCCUGGGAAGGACGUCCUGUAUCUCAACCUAAAGGGAUGCGAUGCGACCAUUUCUCCGACGAAAAGGAACUCUUGUCUCAGCUAUCAAGAAUUUAUGAUCCGCUUGGACUGGUAGCGCCGGUCACAGUUCUACUCAAGCUAAUCUUCCAAGAAAGCUGGACAAGUGUCCUGCAGUGGGACGACCCCAUACCUGAAAGUCUACGUACGCGCUGGAGAGCCUUAGUAGAGGAUUUGCCAGCACUUACGCAAUGCCAAGUACCACGGUAUAUUGCGUCACCAUUUCGAGAUGUUCAACUACACGGAUUCGCCGACGCAUCCUCGCACGCCUACGGUGCGGUAGUUUACGCUCGAGUUGCAGUUGGAUGCAGCUUUCAAGUAACUCUGGUUGCCGCCAAAACACGGGUGGCCCCGAUCAAGCCCGUAUCAAUUCCACGUUUGGAGCUAAACGCUGCCACGAGCUGCUGGACAGAUUCAGAAAUUGUGCUACACUGGCUUUCAGCUCCCCCUCGACGGUGGAACACCUACGUCUGCAACCGAACUUCUGAGAUAUUGAGCGACUUUCCCCGUAGCUGCUGGAACCAUGUUCGCACGGAAGACAAUCCUGCAGAUUGUGCUUCCCGAGGACUUCAUCCGUCAAAGCUUCUGGAGCAUCGACUGUGGUGGAAAGGUCCGUCCUGGCUGGCCACACCCACCUCUGAGUGGCCACCUUCUACAAGCAAGUUCAGCGUAUCUUCAAGUUUCGAUGUCAACACCGAAGAACGAGCCAUAAAGCCCACGACUCUACAUAACUUUCCUGAUGAAAGUAUACACGAGUUCCUCAUCCACAAAUUCUCAACCUGGACGCGUCUUAUAAGGGUAUCUAGCUACUGUCAUCGCUUUAUUCACACUCUUCGAUCCCAUCAUAGGAAUUCGGCACCAUUCCUUACGUCUGAAGAGUUGCUGGACGCACAGCGCCGACUUAUUCGACAUGUGCAACAAAAAUCCUUUGCCAGAGAAUAUGAGCAGCUAGAGAAUCGACGCCAGCUUAACGCUAAAUCGCAUCUUAUCCGGUUUUCUCCGUUUCUGGAUGAUUAUGGAGUAAUGCGAGUCGGUGGGAGAAUCGAGCAAUCUACACUCAACUAUAACGCCAAGCACCCGAUUCUGAUACCUAAAGAUACUCCACUAGCUGGACUCCUGGUUCGACAUUUUCAUGUCUCCUAUCUGCACACUGGAGUUGAUGCAACGUUCACCAAUCUUCGUCAGCAGUACUGGAUUCUGGGAGCCCGCAAUCUCGUCAGAAAGGCAGUCUUCCAAUGCAAAUCCUGUUUUCUUCAACGAAAGGGCACAAGCAACCAGAUCAUGGGAGAGCUACCAAUUCCUCGAGUUCAAGCUAGCCGCUGCUUUCAACACACAGGGCUGGACUACGCUGGACCGAUCGCAAUCAAGGAAUCAAAGGGAAGAACUCCACGCAUCGGAAAGGCAUGGUUUUCUAUUUUCGUGUGCCUCACUACAAAGGCACUUCACAUCGAGGUUGUUAGUGAGCUAACUACACAGGCUUUCAUCGCAGCCUUUCAACGAUUCAUUGCCCGCCGAGCGAAGCCUACUGACCUGUAUUCGGAUAAUGGAACAACAUUUCAUGGAGGCAAGCAAACUUUGGAUGACAUGAGACGUCUGGCCAUUCAACAAGCCAAAGAUGAGGAAUUAGCAGGAUUCUUUGCCAAUGAAGGGAUUUCUUGGCACUUUAUACCCCCGUCUGCUCCACAUUUUGGAGGGAUGUGGGAAGCUGGAGUUCGCUCAAUUAAACUCCAUAUGAAACGAAUACUUGGAUCAAAGGCUUUAACGUUUGAGGAGCUCUCUACUGUCCUGACCCAAAUUGAAGCUAUCCUGAAUUCACGCCCGCUGUGCCCAACUGGGGAUAAUUCUUUGGAUCCACUGACGCCUGCUCAUUUUUUGACUGGAUCUCCGUAUACUGCAUUGCCUGAACCCUGUCGUCUGGAUAUGCAAGUCAAUCGAUUGGAGAGGUGGAAUCAGCUGCAAGCCAUGGUUCAAGGCUUUUGGAAAAGGUGGCAUAUGGAAUACCUGACAUCUCUUCAUGAGCGGACAAAGUGGCAUCUGGAAACCGAGAAUCUGAAGAUCGACACACUGGUAGUACUCAAGGAGCCCAAUCUACCGCCCUCUAAAUGGAUUCUUGGCCGCAUCACAGCAGUGCACGCAGGAAUCGACAACAAGGUCCGAGUCGUUCCAGUGAAGACUGCUCACGGAUUAUACAAACGCCCAAUUGCCAAAAUCGCUGUACUGCCUCUCUGCUGA